Molecule: messenger RNA, 747 nt
Organism: Didymella exigua CBS 183.55
Lineage: Eukaryota; Fungi; Ascomycota; Dothideomycetes; Pleosporales; Didymellaceae
Exons: 3
Coding region: 1-747 (248 amino acids)
Source: RefSeq, a predicted model, not a curated record
AUGCGCUUCGUACUUAGAGCUGCCGUAUCGGCCCUCGUCCUCUCGACUGGCUCGGUCACUGCUCUCGCUCUGCCUAGCAAACAGGUCUACACUCCCUCGGACAACUUCGAGAAGCUCUCCAAGCUCCAGGCUCUCAUGCCCACGAGCGCCCUCCCAGCUCCCGAUGGCCUGCAGCUCAAGUACGUCGUCCUCGGUAUUGGCACGCAGAACUACACCUGCUUGACCGGCGACGAGAACGCUGCUCCCGGCACCACUGGCGCCACCGCCCAGCUCUACGACAUCGGCACGCACCUCUCCACUGACCCCUUGGCUCGCUGGACAAUCCCCUCCAUCUCGCCCCUCGCCCUCUCCUUGUCGACCUCACCCAUCCGCUUCGUGCAGAACCUGCAGUCGCUCGGCUAUGAGCACAUGGUGGGUAACCACUUCUUCUCCGGCGCCUCGCCUGUCUUCGCCCUGGACCAGCUCCCCUCGCCCUUCCCCACGACUAUAGUCGCCAAGCUCAACGAGACCGACGCGCCCACUGCGUCUUGCCCCGGCACCGGCAAGGAGGGCGCGAUCAAGUGGCUGCUACUCAAGGACACCAAGGGUCUGAGCCAGGGUGGCAUUGAUACCGUGUAUCGCAUCGAGACUGCUGGUGGCAACAAGCCGGCUUCGUGCAAGGGCCAGAAACAGACGUUUGAGGUCAAGUACAGUGCGCAGUACUGGAUCUUUGGCCCCAAGAGCACCGGCCACGACGUCUCGACCUAG